UUGAAUUGAGAGAAAGGUGUGACAUGGGAAAGGUGAAGUACUUUUUCAGUUGUUCUCGGAGCUUGGCGUACAAACACGCUUCGUACAUGGUGCUCUCCACAGAGAGAGAGAGAGAGAGAGAGAGAGAAGAGACGCGAAGCUUCUAGAGCUUGAGAGGGGAUGCGGAAGCUUCUCCACUCCAACCUCUCACGCCGCCUCAAUCAAACCCUCGCCGCCGCUGCCGCCCCCAAAUCCACCGCCGAAACCCUAGCCCUCUUCGCCUCCUCCGCCGCUCCCCCCCGCCACCACCACCUCCUACUCCGCCGCUUCCACUCAUGGCGACCGCCGAGCCACCACCGCGGGCGCCUCCGCCCCCCGACCGGAACCCUAGGUUUCCUCUCCGGAACCAUCCUCUUCAACCGCGCCGGGGCGGCGGCGGCGGCGGCCAGGAGCGCCGUGCGGCGCUCCUCGGCGUGGCAAGAGAUCCGCUCCCUCCUCGUCUCCCUGCAGCGGAGGAGCGGCGCGGGCCACCUCUUCUCUUCGAUCCGGCGAUCGUGGACAUAUUGGAUUCAGUCGCCUGAUGGGGUAGUUCAAUUUCUGAUAGGAACAAAUAUUGCUGUCUUCUUCUUGUGGAGAAUUGCUGAUCCAUUGUUUAUGAGGAAACAUUUUAUGAUUUCACUAGAUAAUUUCAGAAGUGGGCGCCUGCACACGUUGCUGACCAGUGCUUUUAGUCAUUCUGAUCUUGAUCAUCUUGUGACUAACAUGAUUGGUCUUUACUUCUUCGGCUUAAAUAUUGCAAACCGUUUUGGGCCUCAGUUCCUGCUUAAGUUGUACCUCGCAGGGGCGCUUACCGGAUCUGUCUUUUUCUUGGUUCACAAGGCUUUUCUAGUCCCGCCUAAAGCAAGUUAUCGAGGAUGGGAUGAUUCAAGAGUACCUGCACUGGGUGCAAGUGCGGCUGUUAAUGCAAUUAUUCUUCUUGAGGUGUUUUUGUUCCCAACAAGAUUAGUCUAUCUCUAUUUCGUUGUGCCUGUACCUGCAAUGCUAGUGGGUGCUUUGUUGAUUGGAUCGGAUUUGUGGAGGAUUAAGACGGGGCAAGGCCAUGUUUCAGGUUCAGCUCAUUUAGGGGGUGCUUUUGUUGCUGCUCUUGCAUGGGCUAGAAUUAAGAAAGGCUGGUUCUAAUCGGCAACCGGUCAUCAAAAACUCUUUUUCUCCUCUUUCACUUUUUUUUUCCCUUUUUUUAUUUAAAAAAAAUUCUUGUUACUCUGGAAACAAUACUAAUCAAGUAACAAAUUGGAGCUAUUUUUUUUUCCCCAUCUCUUUACUUCUGAAAAUUGAAUAAGCAAAUAGUGUUGAUCUA
Molecule: messenger RNA, 1336 nt
Organism: Ananas comosus (pineapple)
Lineage: Eukaryota; Viridiplantae; Streptophyta; Magnoliopsida; Poales; Bromeliaceae
Product: RHOMBOID-like protein 12, mitochondrial
Exons: 8
Coding region: 160-1158 (332 amino acids)
Cellular component (GO): membrane
Molecular function (GO): serine-type endopeptidase activity
Source: RefSeq, a predicted model, not a curated record